AGCGCAUUGUACAAAACCCUAAAAUCAGAUCGAACGAGGCAGUCUUGAUUCUUUCGCUUUCUCGCCUUCGUUUGCAGCCGCCUCUGCUGCCUCAACUCGUUCCCAGUCCAGCAGUACUCCAGAGUUUCUCUCCUCGAAGAUGAAGUUCAACAUUGCGAACCCUACUACGGGGUGCCAAAAGAAACUUGAAAUCGACGAUGACCAGAAACUCCGAGCAUUUUUUGACAAGAGGAUUUCACAGGAAGUCAGUGGAGAUUCUCUUGGAGAGGAAUUUAAGGGCUAUGUUUUCAAAAUCAUGGGAGGCUGUGACAAGCAAGGGUUCCCAAUGAAGCAGGGAGUGCUAACUCCAGGUCGUGUUCGUCUCUUGCUUCAGAGAGGCACUCCUUGCUUCCGUGGGUAUGGUAGGCGCAAUGGAGAGCGGAGGAGGAAGUCUGUACGUGGAUGCAUUGUCAGCCAAGACCUUUCUGUUCUGAACUUGGUUAUUGUGAAGAAGGGUGAGAAUGAUCUUCCUGGUCUGACUGACACUGAGAAACCAAGAAUGCGAGGUCCGAAGAGGGCAUCAAAGAUCCGUAAACUUUUCAAUCUCUCGAAGGAGGAUGAUGUUCGAAAGUAUGUCAACACCUAUCGCAGGUCAUUUACUUCGAAAGCUGGGAAGAAAGUAAGUAAAGCUCCCAAAAUUCAGAGGUUGGUCACCCCGUUGACUUUGCAGAGGAAGCGAGGAAGGAUUGCAGAGAAGAAGAAGAGAAUUGCCAAGGCCAAGUCAGAGGCUGCCGAGUACCAGAAGCUCCUUGCCACAAGAUUGAAGGAGCAAAGAGAGCGUCGUAGUGAGAGCUUAGCCAAGAAAAGAUCCAGGCUCUCUGCCGCAUCUAAGCCAUCUGUUGCAGCAUAGGCUCGUGCAUCUCUGUGAGCACGGCGGGUCCAUGCUUUCUUCAAGUCUUUAAAUUUUGGUUAGAAGUCGAAUAUAAAUGAAAUUUCUAAGUUGUUUUUUCCAUUUCCGAAAGUACUUUAUUAUGAUUGCCGUUUUCGUUUGAGUUGUCUUUGUUUGUGCUUGGCUCAGUGGAUGUUUUUAUCAUGACAAAAUGGAGGUUUUCGAUUGUUGCAUCGUAA
This is a messenger RNA of Carya illinoinensis, 1107 nucleotides long. RefSeq names its product 40S ribosomal protein S6-like. The record is from RefSeq and is a predicted model, not a curated record. Gene Ontology annotation, cellular component: ribosome. Gene Ontology annotation, molecular function: structural constituent of ribosome. Gene Ontology annotation, biological process: translation. The transcript is spliced from 6 exons. NCBI's taxonomy places the organism in Eukaryota, Viridiplantae, Streptophyta, Magnoliopsida, Fagales, Juglandaceae. Bases 140 to 889 code for a protein of 249 amino acids.